CAGGUCAACAUUUGCUAGUUUGAAGAUGAAAAAUGGUUGUCACAUUAAGUUUACAUCUGAGUAUUAGAAAUAUUGAUUAAAUCAUUUGAUUCUUAUUUCUUAGUUCUUACCUUAAAAACAAACAACUACAUGAAUGUCAUACCUGCCCUUCUCUAGCAAAAUCCAAAUUCUCUUCAGAGAAGAAACCUACAAGAAAGAAAACCAUUUGCUUCCCAUUUUGUCUAUGAGAUAACAAUAUGGAGCUUUGAUGGAAGACAAGAAAGCAAAUAUCGUUGCUGUUACAACAGUGAUCUCCCUCAUCAUUCUUAUCAUUGUUGCUCGUGUCCUUCUCAAACUUUCCAAGGCUUUCUUUCUCAUUUGUGGAGCAGGUAUAGCAGUGAUCCUUGCUGUCUUUGCAUACCUAGUAAUCAGGAGACAAUACAAUCGAAGGAGACAGUUGUUGGAAUCAAAACUGGUAUCUGAAGGAAGAGAGCUUCGUAUUGAGUACAGUUUUCUCAGGAAAGUUGCUGGAGUUCCAACAAAGUUUAGAUACAAGGAGCUAGAGGAAGCAACAGACAAUUUCCAUUCAUUGUUAGGCCAAGGAGCUUCUGCAACAGUUUUCAAAGGAAUACUAAAUGAUGGGACUGCUGUUGCAGUGAAGAGGAUUAAUGGAGAGGAGCGCGGGGAGAAGGAGUUUAGAUCAGAAGUUGCGGCCAUUGCAAGUGUGCAACAUGUAAAUCUACUGCACCUUCUUGGCUAUUGUUGUGUUCCUGGGGAACCUCGCUUCCUUGUUUAUGAGUUUAUACCAAAUGGUUCAUUGGAUUGUUGGAUUUUCCCCAGAAGGGGAAGGCACAACCGGCGUGGGGGGUGCUUGUCUUGGGACUUAAGGUAUAGAGUUGCCAUUGAUGUUGCUAAAGCACUGUCUUACUUGCAUCAUGACUGCCGUUCAAGGGUCUUACACCUUGAUGUCAAGCCAGAAAAUAUACUUCUUGAUGAGAAUUAUAGAGCAAUUGUUGGAGAUUUUGGUCUCUCAAAGCUUAUGGGAAAAGAUGAGAGUAGAGUUGUCACAAAUAUCCGGGGGACUAAAGGUUACUUGGCCCCAGAGUGGCUAUUGGAGCAAGGAAUAUCUGAGAAAUGUGAUAUCUAUAGCUAUGGCAUGGUUCUUCUAGAGAUGAUUGGAGGUCGGAGAAAUAUUUGCUUGGUAGAAAAUGGUAAGGACAAGUCUGAAAGGAAAUGGAUAUAUUUCCCAAAAAUUGUGAACGAAAAAUUGGGGGAAGGGAAGCUUAUGGAAGUUGUUGAUCCAAGGCUAGUACAUGGUGGAGGCAUUGAUGAGGGGGAGGUAAGAAGAUUGGUUUAUGUAGCCUUGUGGUGCAUACAAGAGAGGGCUAGAAUGAGGCCUAGCAUGGCUCGUGUAGUUGAGAUGCUUGAAGGUCGAGUGGCUGUGGAUGCGCCCCCUGAUUCCAAAAUGAUCGUUGUUGAUUUAUUGUCAAUGGAUCAUGAAGAGCAGCCAGAUGGCCGUGACAGGCCAAAGGUUGCUGCAAUAGCACCAAUCCUAGUAGAUAGUAGUUGUCCUACCACAUCUACAUGCUCUUUUGCCAUGUCAGUUCUAUCUCCACGGUAAGCUCCAAGAACAGCAAAGCUUACUCCAUCAGGAAUCUUAACUUGAUCGAUUCAAUUAAAAAUUAAGGUAUCAUCUUUUACUUUGAAGUUCAAUUUUUUUCCUUGGCAAAUGCUUACACAGAGUAUGAACAUAUUUCCCUAGUUUGUACACAAUAAACUUAAAUAGAUUAUCUGCAUUAGUGUAUCUUUCGUUCUCGUAGCAAAUGUACUGACUCGAAAUUGAGAAUUGGAACUAAUUAAUCUGUUUCACAUUUUU
This is a messenger RNA of Quercus robur (English oak), 1855 nucleotides long. RefSeq names its product probable receptor-like protein kinase At5g20050. Gene Ontology annotation, molecular function: protein kinase activity; ATP binding. The record is from RefSeq and is a predicted model, not a curated record. Gene Ontology annotation, biological process: protein phosphorylation. Lineage: Eukaryota; Viridiplantae; Streptophyta; Magnoliopsida; Fagales; Fagaceae. Bases 248 to 1600 code for a protein of 450 amino acids. The transcript has a single exon.